Dromiciops gliroides (monito del monte) is the source of this 508-nucleotide messenger RNA. RefSeq names its product transmembrane protein 14A-like. Lineage: Eukaryota; Metazoa; Chordata; Mammalia; Microbiotheria; Microbiotheriidae. The transcript has a single exon. The coding region runs from base 79 to 384 and encodes 101 amino acids. Gene Ontology annotation, cellular component: mitochondrial membrane. The record is from RefSeq and is a predicted model, not a curated record. Gene Ontology annotation, biological process: regulation of heme biosynthetic process.
GAGGGGAGAAGGAAGGGAGAAGGAGAGUUCAGGGGGUACUGGAGGCGGGGAUGGCUCCUGGGCGCAAGACGUGUAACCAUGAGUAUUGACUGGAUUGGUUUUGGAUAUGCUAGCAUAGUAGCAUUUGGAGGCAUUUUGGGAUAUCAUCGCAAAGGAAGCAUUGUAUCUUUGGUUGCUGGUCUUUUCUUUGGCUUGUUGUCGGGUUAUGGAGCCUACCGUGUGUCCCGUGACCCCCGAGAUAUCAAAGUGUCACUAUUCACGACAUUUUUUCUGGCCAUGAUCAUGGGCAUGAGGUUCAAGAGAUCUAAGAAACUCAUGCCAGCAGGGAUUGUGGCUGGCCUAAGCCUCUUGAUGAUUCUGAGACUCGUCUUGAUGCUCACAUGAGAAUCCUCAGCUGCCAAGGACAUAAUUCCCAUCCUUCCACUACAGCAGACUAAAUAUAUUCUUUGUACUUGAAAGAUAAGUUUCAGCAAGAAAUGUCAAGCUUCUAUAAGAAAAAAACAAACAA